Rotaria sordida is the source of this 942-nucleotide messenger RNA. NCBI's taxonomy places the organism in Eukaryota, Metazoa, Rotifera, Eurotatoria, Philodinida, Philodinidae. The record is from the annotation of a GenBank genome assembly.
AUGGCUGAUCAAUUAACUGAAGAACAAAUUGCCGAGUUUAAAGAAGCAUUUUCACUUUUUGAUAAAGAUGGAGAUGGAACAAUUACAACUAAAGAAUUGGGUACGGUUAUGCGUAGUUUAGGACAAAAUCCAACGGAGGCUGAAUUACAAGAUAUGAUUAAUGAAGUAGAUGCUGAUGGUAAUGGUACAAUUGAUUUUCCUGAAUUUUUAACAAUGAUGGCUCGUAAAAUGAAAGAUACUGAUAGUGAAGAAGAAAUUCGUGAAGCAUUCCGUGUAUUUGACAAAGAUGGAAAUGGAUUUAUAUCAGCAGCUGAACUUCGUCAUGUGAUGACAAAUUUAGGUGAAAAAUUGACGGACGAAGAAGUUGAUGAGAUGAUUCGUGAAGCAGAUAUUGAUGGAGAUGGUCAAGAAAAGACAGAUAAUUCUGUUUCAAAUGAGACAAAUGAUGCUCCAUUAAGAUCAAUUAUUGAAACGCCAUUAACUUAUUCACUUAUAAAUGGAAUUUUUCAACAACAAAAUAAUGAUGGAUCUUUUCCACCAACAACUCAAGUAGGAGAAUUAUUUAAUGUAAAUUUUGAACAAAUUAAACAUGAUUUAAAUUCGAAAGGUUUAGAUUCAUCAAUUUCGGAUGAAAUUUAUCGACUUAUAUCAACAGCAUCAAUUCUUUUCUAUUUUUUAUAUCAUAGUCAAAAAACAAAUUUUCCUGUUGAUCUUGAUACUAUUAAACAAUUUGUAUCUAAAGCACGAUCAGAAUUAGAAGAUCUUUCAUCGAAAGAAGAUCCAAUCAUGCAAACAUAUAUUGAUAAUGGUGAAUUAGCUGUCAAAUAUGUUAUUGAAACGCGUGAAAAAUAUGCACAUAUUUGUAAACAAAUAAAUCUACCAGAAACAACUUGGGAAACUUAUAUUCAACGUUUGAUGGGUUUAGAUAAACCUCAACAAUAG